AUGGUGCAGAGGGAUCCAGGCGCCAAGGCGCUCGUGUUCAGCCAGUUCACGUCCAUGCUCGACCUCAUUGCAUACCGCCUGCACCAGGGAGUAGUAGUGCCCUCCUCUGUUUUCCUGCGUUUCCUGUCUUUCAUUCCCCAUUCAUCUUCUCACUGCCUUCUUUCUCUCCCUUUUUCUGCUCCUCGCCUUCCCCCCGUCGCCCCUGACCUCCUCCUUUGCUUCAUGCAGGUGGGAGUGCGGUGUGUGAAGCUGGAUGGCAGCAUGACAAUGGACGCUCGGAAUCGCAUCAUUUCCACCUUCACUCGCGAUGCUGACUGCCGGGUGUUCCUCAUGAGUCUUAAGGCGGGAGGAGUGGCUCUCAACCUCACCGUUGCUUCCCACGUCUUUCUGAUGGACCCUUGGUGGAACCCUGCUGUGGAGCAGCAAGCGCAGGACAGAAUUCACAGGCUCGGGCAGUUCAAGCCUGUCAGGGUGACGCGGUUUGUGAUAGCAGGCACAAUAGAGGAGCGCAUUAUAAAGCUGCAAGAGAAGAAGCAACUGGUGUUUGAUGGCACGGUGGGAGGAUCAUCAGAGGCGUUGGGCCGGCUGACAGAGGACGACCUGCGCUUCCUCUUCACCAACUGA
Messenger RNA from Closterium sp. NIES-65, 624 nucleotides. The record is from the annotation of a GenBank genome assembly. Lineage: Eukaryota; Viridiplantae; Streptophyta; Zygnematophyceae; Desmidiales; Closteriaceae.